AUGACAAAGCUGGAAAAUAUUCUAGCUUCAUUCAUGACUAGCACUCAGGCUGCUAUCACGUCACUGGAGGCAGGUCAGAUGAACCAGGGUGCCAUUUUGCAAGAUCUGCAGACCCAGGUGGGCAUCUUGGCCUGCCAAAACACUACCAGGGCACCGGGGACUCUGCCUACCACCACUAUCCCGAAUCCUCGGGAUCCUCACCAGCUCCAGCAGCUGGAUGCCAUUUUUACCAGGAGCGGUAAGACCAUAUCUGCUGAUCCUGUCCCGGCCAGACAGGAGGAACCACUACCUGCUUCAGCACUUCCAGCCGACGAUGUAGAAGUGCGGGUGGAGAAGGAAGCCCCUGCUCCCAAGCCACAACCAGUGGUUAAGGAGCAUGUACCCCAGCUUCCCUUCCCCACUCGCCUACACAAAGACAAGUUGGAGACUGAGUUUGCCAAGUUUAUGGCAAUGUUGAAGCAGCUCAACAUCAGCAUGCCGUUCGUGGAGGCACUGUCAAAGAUGCCCAAGUAUGCCAAGUUCAUGAAGGACCUUCUCACCAACAAGAAGAAACUUGGGGAUCUUUCGACAGUGAUGCUGAGCGAGGAGUGUUUUGCCAUCCUGCAGAACAAGCUGCCCGAGAAGCGAAAAGACCCAGGGAGUUUCACUAUCCCUCUUGUUAUUGGCAGCAUGCAUGUAGGAAAGUCCUUGGCGGACCUAGGCGCGAGCAUAAAUGUCAUGCCUUAUAAUUUGUUUAAGAAGCUAGGCCUAGGUGAACCUAGAACUACUAGGAUGAGCAUUCAGUUAGCUGAUCGUUCUAUCGUGCAUCCUAGGGGUAUCAUUGAGGACUUGCUUGUUAAUGUGGGUGCAUUCACAUAUCAUGUUGACUUUGUUAUUUUGGAUAUAAAUGAGGAUGUGGAUGUGCCUUUGAUUCUGGGUAGACCAUUUCUUGCCACCGCCAAGGCACUUAUUGAUGUGCAUGAUGGUAAACUGAUCUUGCGUGCUGGGAAUGAACAUGCUACUUUUUCUGUGACUGAAUUUGAUCACUGUGCUAUGAUUGCUGUCACGCCUGUACAUGCCAUUUCUGAUCAGGUACACGAGCCUGUCGUGUACCCUUCUGCACCUCUUAUUUUGCAGAACCCUCCUAUUAUUCCUUCGCCGCCACUCCAUCCAGCCUCACCUCUGAACAAAAAGCUCAAGGAGGAGUGGCGGCCGAAGCAGCAGGUUGCUAAGCCUGCACGGAAGAAGAGUGGAGACCACUAUGAGCUGGUCCCACCUCCUGCACCGCGACCACCCUGGCCGUCCGAGUACUCACUCGCCUGCAUCUUGCCAGAUGGCCAGAUCGAGCUGACUGAUGAUGGUGGUCACAUCCGUCGGGUGCAUGGCCACAACCUUAAGCUGUACCUCAAGAGCGACGUGGAUCCUCUCUUGGAGGCACCUGUUCCUUUACCUCCCUGA
Messenger RNA from Linum trigynum, 1437 nucleotides. Lineage: Eukaryota; Viridiplantae; Streptophyta; Magnoliopsida; Malpighiales; Linaceae. The record is from the annotation of a GenBank genome assembly.